AUGCCUCACUACUGCCGUCGCCGCGGAAGCGGCGGAGGCGUCGGUGCCGCUGGGGGGGGUAGUGUGGCAACAGUGGCUGUGCUGGUCGUGGUGACGCUGGCGACGUGGGGACCCCGUGGCGCUGCGGGUGAGGCCCAAAUGACGUUAACCAUCUCUACGUCUCCCGGCGGCCUGUGUGACAUCUGCGACAAGCUGCCAACGAUGCCGGUUUGCGACGCUGAAGGUGUCCAGUACGAUAACAUGUGUUAUGCGUUGUGCAAGGACUUCAAAAUCAUUUGGCCGUGUCCCAAACCGAUACCGGUACACGAGCCAAGCCAGGCGCCUCAGGAGCCGGGCUCUCCGCCGGGGAGACCCCUGGUGCGACGUCCGCCGUUGCCAUCGCCCGAGACCAAACCGCCACCGCCACCGCAGUCUCCACGAAAGGUCCAGUCACCACUACUACCACCGCCAUCUCAUCCUGAGGUGAAGUUGCAACCACUGCCGCAACCACCGCCAAAGGUCGAGCCAUCGCCCAAGGCCAAGCCGCCUCUGCAUCGCACCCAUUCAUCGGAUUCCCUGCCGCCAUCCCCCAAGGUCAAGACGUCGGCGCCAUCCCGCAAGACCAGGCGGGCUUCACAGCCCCGCCACCUCCAGCCACAGGUCCCGAAGGCCAAUCCACUGCCGCCGCCAUCCCCCAACAUCAAACCGCCUUCCUAUCCCCCCCCACCAAAUGCACCUCAGAAGCCCAAACCUUCCGAACACAUCUUCGUGCAGGUGCUGGUGAAAACCUCUGUCACUGGCACCCCCGGGGUGGUGGUCAGGGGCAAGUACUUCGUCAUCAGCCCGUACCCAGUGAAAUCGUACUUCCAGUCGGCGGCCUUCUGCACCAUGCAAGGAGCGAGGCUAGCCCGCUGGGACCCCCAGGGGUCCACCUUUGCUACCCGCUGGCCCCCACUUCCCGGCGCAGUGGCCAUGGAGCAGCUGUGCCUGCAGCGGGACAUCGACUGCUGGUACGACGGGCCUACGAUCGGGAGUACUUAUUGCCCCUUGUACCAGAGCAUGACGGCAACGCUUGUGAUGUCUCCCUGCGAUGAGGCGGCGUAUGCUCUGUGCACUCUGCCGUCACUCGCUCGUGCACAAAUGCUCACGUACCUGGGCCUGCGCUGUGACUCCACCGGGGCCCAGGCUUCCUCGAGCAGGGCUCCUUGCGAGUACUUAGGAAAGAUCGUUUAUGCUCGAGGCCCAUCCUCGCCGUGA
This is a messenger RNA of Volvox carteri f. nagariensis, 1236 nucleotides long. RefSeq lists its product as uncharacterized. The transcript has 7 exons. The record is from RefSeq and is a predicted model, not a curated record. The coding region runs from base 1 to 1236 and encodes 411 amino acids. Lineage: Eukaryota; Viridiplantae; Chlorophyta; Chlorophyceae; Chlamydomonadales; Volvocaceae.